AUGAAGCCUGCCUCUUGCUUCCUUCUCAUGUUCAUCCCCUUCGUGCGGCUAAUGACCCCAGGGGACGCUCAAUGUUCCUUACAUAGGAUUGUGGAUGAAAAGAUAAAGGCAGCACUCAACAAACUGGAAUAUAAGCCCUUUGCCCCAACACCAAAGCUCUCGUGUGUCAGUGUCACCACCCCAGGCAAACUGGCCUCCUGCCCUGAAGGGACUGCUGUCACUGGUUGUGCCUGUGGCUUUGCCUGUGGUUCCUGGGAUGUGCAAGGGGAAAGUACAUGCCACUGCCAGUGCAGUGUGGUAGACUGGACCACAGCCCGCUGCUGCCACGUGUCUUAA
Messenger RNA from Orycteropus afer afer, 336 nucleotides. RefSeq names its product resistin like beta (gene RETNLB). Bases 1 to 336 code for a protein of 111 amino acids. Gene Ontology annotation, cellular component: extracellular region. The transcript has 3 exons. Gene Ontology annotation, molecular function: hormone activity. NCBI's taxonomy places the organism in Eukaryota, Metazoa, Chordata, Mammalia, Tubulidentata, Orycteropodidae. The record is from RefSeq and is a predicted model, not a curated record.